UAACUCCAUAAAAAAAGGCAUUUCGACCAUCUAAUUAAUAAAUUGGAAUCUAAUUAGGAAUUUAAUAAAAGAUCGUAGGAUUAUUCCAUAGGAUUAAUCUUAUUGGAAUUUUGUUGCCUUUGCGCGGUUUUUAAAGUGUCAUAUUUGAUUUGUGUCAUCCACAGUGGUGUCAGUCAUUUUGUGAUGGCGGAGCUUGGGGCUACGCUACGCUAUUUUAGUGAAUUUCACAAAACACGAUUUAAUUCAAUGUUUUGCUAUCAACUUUUUGGUUUAGUUACUUUACGCAGUUUUUGCAAAGUUUAAUUUUACAUGAAAUAUGAUGGAUUUCAAUCGCCAUGAGUUUCUUUUAGAUCAAAUGUUUCUUGGCGCUAACAUGUAUGUGAAUUUCUUAAUGAAAAUAUUGUGCAUAUUAGAUCCUUAUUAGACAAUGAAUUUAAAUUUCUUUUGAUGGUAAAUUAUCUUAGUAAUAAGUUGGAAGUGGAAUUUUAAUAAGUUGUUUACAAGUGACAAAGCGCCAAUAUGAAUGAUGUUCGUGAUAAAGUGGUGGCCGGUUCUUCAAGUUGGGAGACCUCGACUACUCAUAGUGAUUCUUCGCCUGAAAUCCAGUCUUCGCCCGGAGGAAGCGCUGACACGCCGCAGACACCAGGCGCGCCAGCUCCGUUGGCCCCACAUCUUGCUGCUGACUUACAUCCAGAUUUGUUACAACAAGGAUGGAGAAAGUAUUGGUCAAAACGUGAAAACAGGCCAUACUUUUGGAAUAAACUUUCGGGUGAAUCUAUGUGGGAAUUACCUGCAGUAAAGAGAGAUUUUGAUCCAAUAACAGAUCCUCUUGGAAUAUGCCACACUGGCCCACCGGCUGCUGGCAGCAUGACGCCGAGCGCCAGCAAGCGGCGUCCUUCUGAGGACAAUGGACCCCCGCCCAAGAAAUUUGUCUUGGCUGGGCCCUGGGAUAUUGAAGUCGCUACUAAUGUUGUUAUUUAUGAACGUCCUCCUACUAUCUGUCCACAUCCUCAUCCAGAAAUAGAGGGUUUUAGAUUUACCUUAGCUAAUAAGUUAAGGCAGUGUUAUCAAGAGCUUUGUCAUACCAGAGAGAGCAUAGAUGCCCCAAAAGAUUCAUUCAAUCGAUGGUUAAUGGAAAGGAAAGUAAAUGACCAAGGUGGUUCGGAUCCUCUGCUACCUAGUCACUGCUUUCCAGAAAUUUCCCGAUCAAUGUAUGAGGAAAUCAUGAAUGAUAUUCCAAUCAAGUUGACUCAUCCAAAGUUCACAGGCGAUGCUCGAAAGCAGUUGUCUCGAUAUGCAGAAGCAGCAAAAAAAAUGAUUGAAUCUAGGAAUGCCUCACCAGAGAGUCGCAAAGUUGUUAAAUGGAAUGCUGAAGAUACAUUCCAAUGGUUAAGGCGCACAGUUGGGGCUACAUAUGAUGAUUUUCAAGACAGAUUAGCACAUUUGCGUAGGCAGUGCCAGCCGCAUUUAGCCGAGACAGUAAAGGCUUCCGUAGAAGGAAUUUGUUUAAAGAUCUACCACUUAUCAGCUGAAUAUGCACGAAAAAUUCGAGAGAAACAUAGUGCUUUGCUGAAGGAAAAUGGAAUACAGGAACUGCCUGCCCCGCUGCAACAGGCGGCGCUGCGCAAGGUGUGGUGCUACCCCGUCCAGUUCGCGGUGCCGGCGCCGCGCCCACCGCUCGUCGAGCACUUCCUCGACCGCGACCAAGCCUUGCUGCGGUACUUGGGAGAGACCCAGGUCCUCAAUGCUACAUACCUUCAGAAAUUGGAGUGCCUAUACAGGUACAGCUGCUUCGACGACAAGAAGUUCGAGCAGUUUCUCUCGCGCGUUUGGUGCCUGCUGCGGCGCUACGCGGCGUGGGUGGGCGCGGGCGGCGAGGCGCAGCUGACGCAGAUGGCGCUGCCGGUGCCGGUGCUGGAGUGCCUGCACCGCUGCUUCGGAGUCACGUUCGAGUGCUUCGCGAGUCCGCUCGACUGUUACUUCAGGCAGUACUGCUCUGCGUUCGCCGAUACCGACUCGUAUUUUGGGUCGCGCGGCCCCUUUUUGGAGCUACGCCCGGUAUCAGGCUCGAUGGUGGCGCACCCGCCGUACUGCGAGGAGCUGUUAGAGGCGGCAUUGCGCCACAUGGAGCGCUUGCUGCAAGACUCCGCCGAACCCCUCAGCUUCGUGGUAGUCCUGCCGGAGUGGCCGGACAGACAAACCCAUGCGCUGUACAAGCUGCAAGCCAGUCACUUUAAGAGAAAACAGGUGGUGAUUCCAGCUUUUGAACAUGAAUAUCGUCAUGGCUUCCAACACGUACUACCCAAAAACGAGGUGUACUUCCGAUGGGGCGGCGGCACCGUGGUGGUGUGGCUGCAGAACGCGGCGGGCUUCGCGCGCUGGGGGCCCACGGAGGAGCGCGUGGAGGCGCUGCUGGACGCCUGGCGCCCGCGCGCCAAGGGCCGCUCGCCCGAGCCCGCGCCCGCGCCCGCGCCCGACGCGCCCGCGCCGCCGCCGCAGCCGCCGCACCCGCCCGACAAGCGCUGA
Ostrinia nubilalis (European corn borer) is the source of this 2526-nucleotide messenger RNA. It is a transcript of the gene Pcif1, whose product is annotated as mRNA (2'-O-methyladenosine-N(6)-)-methyltransferase. Gene Ontology annotation, molecular function: mRNA (2'-O-methyladenosine-N6-)-methyltransferase activity; RNA polymerase II C-terminal domain binding. Gene Ontology annotation, cellular component: nucleus. NCBI's taxonomy places the organism in Eukaryota, Metazoa, Arthropoda, Insecta, Lepidoptera, Crambidae. Bases 520 to 2526 code for a protein of 668 amino acids. The record is from RefSeq and is a predicted model, not a curated record. The transcript has 7 exons.